Messenger RNA from Pocillopora verrucosa, 1169 nucleotides. The record is from RefSeq and is a predicted model, not a curated record. Lineage: Eukaryota; Metazoa; Cnidaria; Anthozoa; Scleractinia; Pocilloporidae.
GACAGGUUGUCUGUAAUUGCGCUUAUGGAUAAUCAAUAGCUAAUCUGUAACUCCUUCAAAAGUUUUUCCAACCUUUCCCUCCUAACUUACAAAGGUCUGAACAUGAACCUUAACUGCUCUGAAGAACGACUGAGUAGUGGGGCAUCCAUAUUUCUUUCACUGUGGUUCUCCUUGUCUGGUUUGGCAGCAGUGGUGGGAAACGCAACAGUGUUGGGGAUUCUCUACAAGAAGGAGUCUUUACGUACAAUUUCCAAUCGAUUCUUGGCCUCAUUGUCCGUAGCAGACUUUUUCGUUGGGCUUGUUUUGAACCCAAUAUUUUUGGCCAAGUAUCUGUCGCAGCCUCAAAGUGGACAUGGAAGUAUGACUAAGAUCAUACAGAAGAUCUUAUGGAUUCACUCUGCUGGCGCCACAUCGUUAAGUUUGUGUUGUGCUUCCGUUGACAGGUUAAUUGCGAUUCGCUUUCCUUACCGCUAUCAAGAAUUUGUAACCAAGACAAGAUGUCAUGUGGUGAUAACUGCGGUGUGGGUGAUCUCACUGUUUCUUCCUUUCUUGAUAUUUAUAAAAGAUGGAGCGGGGUGGUUGUUCUUCGCAGCCAUAACGUAUCUUUUUCCAAUAUUUGUGGUUAUUUUGUGUUAUGCUUUUAUUUUUAAGGCGGCCAGAACACAAGGUAAGAGAAUAAGGGAAGAACGUCAUCACUCCAAUGACGACACACUCCGUGGCGUUGUUAAAAAUUUGAAAGCCAUUAAAACAAUUGGACUCGUUUUUAGUGUUUGUAUCAUAACAUGGAUUCCCUGUUUCAUUCUGACUUUUAUUGCUUAUCAUUAUUAUACAACGAAGAAGGAUUGCCUCUUUGAGAAACUGUAUUCAUUAGCAUGGCCAUGGGUUAGGGCAACUGCGCUAACUUCAUCAGCUAUCAACCCAUUAAUAUACUACUUCAGAAAUGGCGAAUUUCGACAAGCUUUUUGCAGUACCUUUUCUUCAUUUCCCUGUCUUUCUGAACCAAAAAAUGUCUCAGAUCUCGGCCUUAAAACAGAAAGAAAAGAGAUGGCGACGAAUGAUGGAACUCGAGGUGACUUUGGCCAAAUAGAGACCGAACUAUAAUAGAAACUCAUGGAACAAACGGCACGUCAACAAACCAGGUUGCCCCUCGGAAACAGAUGCUGAGCGAA